AUGCUAAAAUCGUUUUGUUUGUUUUUCUCUAUCUAUCUCUCAGCCAAUGAAAGUCUUCCAAUUUAUGUCUAUCAACAUGACUGGACCAGAAAAGCAGUCAUUGGGGGUUAUGUCUACAGAGGAACCCAGCUACCGUGGUUGAACGGACAAUACAUUUUUGCCGACUUCUUGAGUCUGGAAUUGUUCCGCUUAGAAGAAGUUUCAGGCGCUGAAUGGAAAGCGGCGAUUUUGCCUUAUUGUUCACCGUCGAAGUGUGAAGACAGUCAACAAAAAUAUAGUAGUUUGAUGCAAUAUAUAUUGUCAUUCGGAGAAGAUUUAAAAGGGGAACUCUACCUUUUGGUUACCACUGACUUAUCGGGAACAGAAUCUACAGGAGCUGUUUUGCGCAUAUCUGCUCAAAUUAGAAACCACAGUCAUCGUCCAUUUUUCUCCGUCGUCUCUGGCAUUAUAGGUGUAGUAGCGUGGCAAGUAACGACAGCAACUCUUUGA
Messenger RNA from Acanthosepion pharaonis, 489 nucleotides. NCBI's taxonomy places the organism in Eukaryota, Metazoa, Mollusca, Cephalopoda, Sepiida, Sepiidae. The record is from the annotation of a GenBank genome assembly.